Messenger RNA from Episyrphus balteatus (marmalade hoverfly), 13348 nucleotides. RefSeq lists its product as uncharacterized. The transcript is spliced from 29 exons. Gene Ontology annotation, molecular function: serine-type endopeptidase activity. Lineage: Eukaryota; Metazoa; Arthropoda; Insecta; Diptera; Syrphidae. The record is from RefSeq and is a predicted model, not a curated record. The coding region runs from base 2629 to 12543 and encodes 3304 amino acids.
AAUUUCUUCAGUCUUCGUGAGGUGUUAUUCGUGUAAACAACUAUAACCGCACAUCUCGUUUGGCUCUUAUUAGAUCAUACCAUUGAUUAACACAAAGGAAUUUUUCUUUUACAAUUUUUUUUUUCUUCAAAAUUCCAACAACAACAACACACUGUUCCCGCAAAGGAUUAAAUAACUCUUUAAGAAAAAAAAAAAUUAAGAUUACAACCACAAUUCUAACUCUAUCUAGUGUACUUAAAAAAAAAAAAAUAAAAAUUAAUCACCUGAAAAGCAAUACUUUUUAAUCAAUAUAUCUAUAAAAAAAGAAAAAAAAAAAGAAAAUAAUUAGGAUAAUAUACAACUUACAAUUAGUUCAUAAUUAUUUUCACGCAAACGUUUCAUAUCUACCUAUACCCAAAACUUACAUCCUUAGAAUCCUUCGUAUAAAAAGACAUUUAAAAGUAGAAGUCUUGGCUUUUGAUUCUUUUUCCUUAAUUUUUUUUACACUUGGUAGUGUAUUUUUUUAUAUAAAUGUUAGUGUAUAUGUGUGUACGUGCGUAAUUAAUUUCACUAUAUUGUGUCGCCGUUUUUUGCACUUAAACGUUAAAUAUAAAAAUAAAGAUUUUUAUUAAAAAUUAAUUAAAUAAAUAAAAAAAAUUAAAAAAAAAGUAGAACGUAGAUGAAAAAAAUUACAUGGUAGUGUUUCCUUUAUACGAAUACAAAUAAAAAUACUAUCUGCUUAAUUAUUAAGGAUAAAAAUCAUCUUAGCUUUAAUCAAAAGGUACGCCUUGACUUGAUGUCGUUUGAAUAAGCCUAAAAGUAUACUUCAAUAUAAUUCGCUCUCUCUAUCUAUGAGAUGAAUGUCAUGAUAAAAUCCAUCUGAGCUUUAUCUUUCGUACGUAUAGCUUCUUCCGGUGUGAGUGUAUAUAUGUGUGUGUGUAAAUUGUACAUUCGUUCGUUUGUUUGUAAGUUCGUCCUUACAAAGGGUCCCUAUUAUCCCUCUACUUGAACUAUCUUCGGUACCUUAGUGACCUUACACAGUUUUUUUUGUGUGUAGUGUGCAUGAUGAAUAUCUCGCUGCCUUCAUUUCGCUUGUUGAAUAUUAAUAUUCCAUAAAAAGAAUAAGACCCAAGGGUGUGCAGUAGUAGAGGAUAUCCUACUACGCCUGUUCAUACACUACACUUUUUAAACUAAAACAGAAAAACACAAAGGGGCAAGUCGAAAAGAAAGGAUAAUCGUAUGCGAUUCAACAGUGCUCCCAUUCAGUCGUCUCCACUUUUAAUGGACAUAGGAAAGUGGAAGGUGAAAAAAUAAUAAAACAAAAUAAAUAAAAAAAAAAUAAAAGAGGAAAAGAAAAAAACUGCUUCAAAAAGGAUACCUUAUAAAAGAAAGGACACAAAACCAAAUCCUUUCAAGUCGACCACUAUACUAUAUUAUAAAAACCGACCGAAAAGUGUUUUUGUUCGGUACUCUCUUUCAUUUUUCGUUCGUCCUUUAGUAUUCGAAAAUGUGAGAUGAUAUUAUACUCUACUACUUGCUAUCGACAACGAAAACGACGAUGACGGUGACCUAAUUUUACGUUAUUCGUGUGUUCGUAUUAUCGUUUCUCGUUGUUUUUGUUUCUCCUUCGGUUCCUCAUCAAUUCUCUGUGUGUGUUUCUCUUCGUUUAACGGUUCUUUUUUUUUUGUUACUCUGUGUGUCUUCUUUGUGCUUCGUGCGCCCUUUUGUAAAAGCAAGGGCUGAAGGCUGAGAUCCAUUUUAAAUGUUAUUUGUAUGAUUUUUGUUUUUGUGUUCAAGUGGAAAUUUGGAUGUUUUUUUGGCGUGGUUUUUUUUUCACUUUUUAUCUUAGUCCUUUUGUGAAAGGAAAAAAUACUCGUAAUAAAAAAAUACAAAACAAAAUUAAAGGAAAAAAAAAACAAAGUAAUGUAAGCAAAGCACGCGACUAUACAUAGUUAUAAUUUUUGUGUGGUAUUAUUAUUGAGAUUGAUGAAAUAAAUACACAAAAAUUCUUGGUGUUUUUGUUUGUGUUUCUAAUUACCUAGUGGAUUAUACAAUUUAUUAAAAUCGUUAGUUUUAAUAUUAAUAUACAUAAUAGUAACUAUAGUAGUAGUAGAAAAAAACGAAUAUAUAUAAUAAUAAUACCUACUUAAUUAAUAAAUAAAUAAAAAAAAAAAAGUGAAAUUUCAAUUAAGAUUAUUAUGGGUGGAUAUACUACUUCCUGCAUAAUGGAUUAGGUGCGUUCGUGUAUUAGUUUUUAUGUGUACAUAAAGUUAUGCAGAAAUAAACCCAAUUAAAAAAUACUUGUGUGUAACAUACCUACCUAAAUAAUUAUUUUGGAAAAAUAAAAUCGGAUUUAAAUGGAAUUUUUGUGCAUUGAGAAUUUAACUGGACUAAAUUUAUCUUAUUGCCAAGGAUUGAGAAAAGAAUGACCUCUUCAGGACAAGAACAUUUAUUAGGAAUUAAAAACCAGAAUAGCAACAUCCAUUUCAAAAAAAUACCAAACUCAUAGAAUCCCCCAAAAAAAAGUUCUUCGAAACAAAAGAAAACAAAUUAAAACAUAAUUCCAAUACCCCAAACAUAGAUCCAAUCGAUGGUCUAUGGCAACCAAUCUAAAACGCUUAAUUCGAAACUACAAAAGCUGUAGUGACUAUGGCGACAAAAUUAGUUAUUUAUCUAUUAUUUUUCGGCUUAUAUACGGUGCAAAUUGGCGGCCAAAUGACCAGUGAUCCAGCGCCAGGUCGAUCGCCGGGACCGCCCGGUGGUAUAACGACCAUCGACGACGAUGCGCAUGGCUCAAGUGGAAAUAUAAAAAGUACAACAUUGUUGCUAACCAAAGAUCCGACUGAAAUUGAUGAUGACGAUGAUGAGAAUAGCGACGCCACUGGUGAAUAUACUAGUGAUUCCGAAUUGAGUAAAUUGAAUGAGAUAAAACCCGACGAAGACGACUUGCCACCAUCGCUGCUGGAGGACGAUGACGACGACGAUGAAAAUGUUGAGGACGAAAACGACGAUGAGGUUAUACAUCAUUCAGGGGGUACAAUAAAUGUACACAAUGAAUCCCCAACAGGUGGCGCUGGUGGCGAUGGUAAUGGUUGGAGUCAUGGCGGUAAUAACAACGAUGGUAGUAGUAGCAGUAAGCCUUGUGUAAAUGAAUUAAGCGAAUUUCUGAAUGACGCCAUUGUCGUGGAUAAGGACAAUGUCGAUGCAGUGUCUGUGGAUGGGAAGAAUGCUACCACAGAGGAGAUGUUUGCCGAAGCGAAGAGAAUUCACAUUCAACUGGAAGUCAUGCAUGACAUAUUUGACACAAAGGAGGGGUUAAAUUGUGGACUGCUUUAUCGUGUUCGAUUGAGAUCAUCACUGGUAGAUGGCACACCUUUAGCUGGGGAGUUUUUUGCGGAAACCCUUUCAGAAGGUGCCAAUAGCAAGAAACGAGGACACUUUGUUGAGCAUUCUUUAGGCGGCAACAAGUCGCCGAUUUCAUGGCUGAAAGCACCACAACAAAAUGUCCGCAGCGGCGGCGUUGGCGCUGCUGGUGUAAAUUGGGCUUCUGAGAAUUAUAGAGGCGCUACCGUCGCCGAAGGCAGUAGAAGUAGAACAACAUUUAUCACAGGUAGCCAAGGUGUGACGAAUACCUUUCAGCCAUUUGCAAGUCAGUGGACAGAAAAUGUAAGGAAUUCUUUAGACGAAGAUAGUGGAAUGGAAGGAGACACAAAGUGUUCGGGUGAUAACACGUGGCAUGGGAAGAAUGAAAUAGCUGAUGUGGGGAAUGGUGGUUACUCAACUCUAGCUAAAGACAAACAAAGAGUGACUGAGUCGCAGAAUUUAUGGAUUCUAAAUGAGUUUUGUGACCAGGCGGACGAUAUUGUUGAAUUCAGAAUAUUUUUUCGCCCUGCAAAAAGAGGGACUAUCAACCACAAUAUCAACAGACGACAAGUUCCCCCAUCAUCGCAUAUGGUCGUUUUUAAGACUGUAUUCUCAUUAAAGAUUGUAAAAGACUGUCAACUAACACUUCGAGAAACGUCAGGUACAUUGGACUACACAACGUUACCACUCUACAGCACCGAUUGUACGGUGCACUUUCCGUCCUUCCAGAUGGCCACCCUGGGCCAACUACCACCGGGUAUCCUUGUCGAGCUGACACGCCUCAAUGUGCCAUGCAACAAUGAGGGUUACUUAAAAUUCAGCAACCGUUCACAGUUGUGCGGCAAGCUCGAAGAGCUCACACUUUCCGAACGGACGUAUCACUUUGAUGUGCUACGAAAAACUAGUGUUAAGAUUUAUAAAAAUCCUAUGUUUAGCUUAAAUUAUAAAUUAGUGGAUUUCUGUUAUAACGUUUCGUUGAACAACGAGAGCGGCCAAUUUUAUGUUCGUCCGACGCGACCCGACACAUUCGAGUGUUAUUUUCGCAUUCAUUUGCCGUACGGCAACCGCAUUCAAUUACAAUUAGUUACGAAUAAUGAUAGUGACGUAGUUAAUUCGAACUCAAAUCCUAGCCCGCCAUCAGCAGAGGGCGCCACCACCACCACCACAAUCACCACUUCUUCCUCCACAACCACCACAACGACAACACAAAUGGCGGCUAACGACCGUGACGCCACCACGAUUUACACGAGCCUAGGUCUAAGUAUCGAAAAUAAUAUUGUUAAUCUAUCUUUAAGUUCGCAGAACGAAGUAUUUGAUAAUAGAACGAUGAUGCCAGAGUCUUUGUCGCGCAGUCCUUCGGACUCAAAUAUAAAUAAUCUGUACAAUAGUAAUACUGGAUUUGCCUCGGAUGAGAGCUCGUUGAUGGGCAAAAUACCGGCCGAGUGCCACGGGGUUGUGAUAAAAAUAUUCGAAAACGAUUCCGCCAAAUGGACGCACUGUGUAAAUAGUACAAGUGAUGUGAGUGGAUUCUUUGUUGAAUCAUCGGGCAAUACGUUGAAUGUUCAUUUGUUUCGGCCGGUUCGACUGAAAGUUUUUAGUAUGGUGCCGCCGGAAGUAGCAAGUGUUUCUGGUCAGCAGGAUGAGAAAGAUACGAAUGAACUUGCGCAACUGCCGUCGAUUUAUUUGUCGUAUGCGACAAAACCUAUUGCAGAAAUUGUUGCAGACUGUGCCUUCGGUUGGAUUGCUCUGCAACAAUUCUGUGUGUGUGCUAUAGAGAAGCCUCAGCCAUGGGUGGAGGGGGAGAAACACUGCGCUAGUUUAGGGGGACACCUGGCGUCAAUACGCAGCAAAUUAGAACAAAGCAUUAUUGAUAAUUUGCUGAUAAAUAGUCCUGGAUACCAUGACCACUUUGCCUACUGGGUAGGAGGUUCAGAUAAAAAUUUCGAAGGCGAUUUUCGAUGGACUGAUGGACUUCCAUUUCAGUAUACAAACUGGUUUCCAGGCUGGUCCCAGCAUGGUAAUUAUAAUAAACAACCAAAUGAUGAUGGCCUAAGCAGCCAGGAUUGCAUUGAAUUGCGACGAUAUUUUCGGACUCCCCCUGGAAUUCAAUCAACUCGAAGUCCUAUGACGAAUAAUUUUAUGUGGAACGAUCGAGAUUGCAAUGCAAAUAAUUUUAUCAUCUGCGAGAGACCAAUGAGUGAUGAAACAUUUCGGAAGAACUGGGUAAAUGACUGUAACAAAACCGUAUCUCUCACAAAAGAGCAUCCCAGAGCGGCGGUAUGGAGUCCUUCCUUUCCUCGCCAAUAUCCAGACAAUGCAAAUUGUUUCACCACAAUAACAGCACCAAGUGGCUAUAGAAUAGUCCUGGAGUUUGAGGAAUUAGUCAUCGAAAAUGAACCAGGUUGUACAUACGAUUAUCUGGAAGUAACCGAACCAACCAUCAAUAGCGGCACUAGCAAUCCACAUUUAGGCAAUUUUAAUAUCGAACAAAAAUUUACAAAAUCUUCCAGCAGACAUAAUAACAACAACAACAAUAACAACAAACUAAAAAUACCACCAUUCGCCAGCAGUGGUAUUUUAAACACAAACAGCAAUCGAGACUUUCAGAAGCGAAGUUCUUAUGAAAACCCUAGCCUUAGUUUUACUUCUAGUAGCAUGAAUGCAAAUAGUUUUAACAAUUUUAAUAUCGCUCAAUCUAACUACCAAAACUUGUUGAAUAUCUUUUCGAAUCUCUACAAACCGCAUGCAAAUUUUUUAAUACAAACUCCAGACUAUCCCAAAGGCAAUACUUACUAUCCAACGGGGAAGAAUAGCAAAAACGAUGAUCUGCCAAAGCGAUUGUGUGGUGAUUGGAGUUCUAAAUUGAAAUUAUUACGUCACAUAUCGGGUGGCUCGUAUUUGGGAUUGCAUUUUGUGUCGGAUUAUUCACAUCAUUUUGGGGGAUAUAAGGCGAAAGCUUUUAUGGAAAAUAGUAUGAAUAUUGCGAUAGGAAGUCACCUGCGUGGUGCUUCGGAGUGUGCCAAUGAAAGACUACGACCAUAUAAUGGUUCAUGUUAUCUAUUCGUAUCAUAUCCAGAAGCUGAUUGGUGGACAGCGCAACAAGUCUGCCGCGGCAUGGGUGCUAAAUUAUCAUCGGUUUCAUCAGCUGAUGAGCAUAAAUUCAUAACUUCCAAUAUACGAAAUCACAUCGAUUAUUCUCCACAACUUGUUUAUUGGCUGGGAGCUGAGUUGGAGAAAAGCGGUCAAUUUGAAUGGACCGAUGAUACAAAAAUGAGUUUUCAGGGUUGGUUACCAGGACAAGGCCAAUUUGAUGAAAUCCCACAUGAUGCCACAUGCUUGGGUCUGCAAUGGAAAAUGUCUCCAACACCCAUGCUACCAUCUGGUCUCUACUGGCAAUCACAAAAAUGCAACAGAGUGGGUGGCUAUGUCUGUAAGAAACCCAAAGAAUCCUUCAGUGAGUAUGCACUAAGUAACUCAACAGUAAUGGGUACUGAAGGAAGACUCAUCUCACCAGCUUACCCAAAUGCAUAUCCGCACAACAUCGACUAUUGGAUACACAUCAGAGCACCUGAAAGAACUCGCAUCAUAGUGCAAUUCCAAAAGAUCGACCUAGAAGCACAGGAUGAGUGCCUCUACGACUUCAUUAGCAUUCAAAACUACGAGUUAGUAUCGAAAAUCUCUCUCGAACCGGGCACAAAUCCCAUCCCGAUGGCCAUGUUCGCUGAUGAACGAGAGUUUAAUGAAGUUCACUAUGAAAGUAAUCACAUCGCUUCCUCAUCCUCCUAUACCAGACAAACACGAAGUUUACCACCAUUGUCGUCAACAGGAGCAAAGGUUCAUAGUGUAACUACUAAAUCCACCGAUGAGGAUUUAAUGACACAACCCGAUAUGCAAAUGAGAACUGUCCUAGAUACGCUGGUGGUGGCGUCAGUCGCGGAUAUCCGCAACAACAGAUUGCAACAAGAUGACAGUGAAACCUUCAACUCGGCUGCAACAACAGCAGCUGACAGUGACAAUAGCUGGAAAAAAUCAAAACCUCCACCAGCGUCAUUGAACGACAAUGGAAACCACGCAAAUAAAGUGCUAUUAAAUCCGAAACGACAUCGUCGAAAAAAUCAUCAGGAUAUUGAAAAUAAAUUGCCACAACAACGGAAAGCAAAAGCAUCAGAAGAAGAAGAGCUACAGCAGCGCCAUCAUCAUCAUCAUUUGAGUAAACGUAGCACUAUUUUGCGGUCAAUUCCGCCCGCUGACAAUGCACAAUCCUUUUUGCCCUACGUCCGUUGGUGUGGAUCACACGACUCGAAUAUGUCGAAAUUCGAUUUUGUGUCCAGCUCGAAUCAGGUUGUGUUGAAUUUCCAUAGUGACUACUCGGUGACGGGCCUAGGGUUUGCUGCUGUAUGGAAAGCAAUCGAUAUGUCCGGUUGUCCUAUGCAAACUUUGACCUCUCGCGAAGGCACAGUUUUGAGUCCAAAUUAUCCGCAUUUUUUGUUGAACAAUUUAAAUUGUGCGUAUGUCAUUCAGGCGCCAAUGGGUCGACGUGUGUGGUUGGAAUUUAUUGAGUAUGAUUUGUUGAGCGAUACUCUGUUGGAGGUGGAUAUUGGUAAUGGGUAUUUUCGUCCGUUUCGCACAAGAAAUCAUGUGAAUGAAGGGAUUUUUGUGAGUAUAAGGGAGCAAAUAAGAGUUCAGUUGCGAACGGGACAGAGGCCACGUGGAAGGGGAUUUCAGGCUGUUUAUCAUACAGUUGCCCAAAUGGAAAAGGACCGUGUGAUAAACCUUACCAACAAUUUUACCGGCUAUUUGUAUCAAUUGAACUAUCCGCACAAUUCACCGGAAAACGUUGAUUUUACUCAGCACCUGGUCGCCCCAUUCGGUGACAAUAUACUACUCGAAUUGCAUGGCGUUGAGUUCAGUGACAACGGUUGCCCGGGCAAUAAUGUAAUUGAGAUAUAUGAUAACUAUGCCGACUACAAUGGCACCAAGUGGCAACUAUGCAAAUACCCAAAUUUGACUCAGCUAGAUGAUGAACAAUAUGUUAGUAGUACUGGCAACAAGCAUCAGGAGCAUCAACAACAACAACAACAACAGCAAAAUCCUGAUUAUCCUUUAGAACCACAAUUGGCUCCAGUCUACAUAACAUCAUACCUGAAUACAUUACACAUCCGGCAGAGGACUUAUUCCAAAUCAGAUAUCAAUUUGAAUGGAACUGUAAGGAUCCAACAAGAUAAUAAUUACAAGUUAAAGCUUGCUUCUGGCGACAAGUCAGUGGAGUCAUGUCAGCUUAAUCCUUGUCAAUUUAAUGGGAAAUGCGUUGCAAAAAAUGGAAAAAAUCACUGCCAGUGCCAAGGGCAUUAUACGGGAAGAUUUUGCGGAUUGAAUUCUUGCGAAUUAGAGCCCUGUGUUUUUGGAAAGUGCGAAUUAACUGCUACCAACUUCAAGUGUCACUGUCAAACGGGUUACCAAGGAAACACUUGUGAGCACAAAAUUCGACCAUGUGCUGACAAUCCUUGUGAAGGACGUGGUGCGUGUUUCGAAAAAAAUGGUGGAUUUUUUUGCCGCUGUCAUGCAUGGUGGGAAGGGCAUCGAUGCGAACGUCGCAUGUUGCAUAUCCCCUACAAACCGCUGUCUGAACGAAUGCUCCAAGAGCCAUUUUGGCUAGGACUCAUCACAGUGUUUGUCGUCCUGCUGGCCAUCGGUUUAGUAUGGUGUGCCAAACGUCAUUUCCCCGAGAAAAUUGAAAAACUUCUCGCUGAGGAAGCCGACCGAAACAGACCACCUGGUUCAGUACAUGGACAUCAUCAUCACACAUCACUUCGAGAGCAAUUGCAAUUUACUACAGCCAUACCUCAGACAACAACAAAUAUCGCACCGGGGGCGCCACGGUCCAUAUUCAACAGAUUGGGUAUAAGAAAACCGUCUCUUUUGAGCCUCAGCAGCCCCAAUCCCACCGGAGGGGCGACAGCCCGUACUUUUUCGCUAGAUGAUUUAUUACGACCGCCUCCCCGACGUUCACCGUCACCCCGAAAGAAACGCAACAAUUCAACACCAGUGAAAAAGAAUGCCGCCGAAAAGAAACAAAUUCUUCAGCAGCUAGUCUCGCCAGCAGCAAAUCCACCAAAACCAAAAGUUAGCCUUGGCGAAUUGAUACAAAUGUCAGAAAAUCGAUUGCGUGCUGCCAGCACUCAGGACUCAGAGAGUGGUGAUAAAGAAACGACUUUUUCGGAAAAUUCUGGAUCAGCUGCAUCGUCAUCGGCAGCGGUAGCUGUUACAAGUGCUAUUAGUGAUCCAAAGUUGGAGAAAAAAGUGACAUUUGCUAGAUUGCUGAAUAAAGUUUCAGCUGAAAUGAGUUCCGGUUCGGAAAUGGAUGUUGGACAUUUUACACGGAACUCAAGCGCCCUAAGUCUACCAACAGACAUCCAAUUCCGAGCUAGUUCAAUGCCCCCAUCACCAUGCACAAAUGACAUGCGCUCACCGCACAGCACCUCAUCAAAUCAGGGAAGCGAUUCAUUAUCCAGUUCCGAUCUAGCACUAACCGAUAUCGGAAUGCGAAAUAUAAUGCAAUUCCAAAAUAGUCGCAAUCGAACACGGCCAAAAGUCUCGAGUGCGGAUUCAAUACUUGCGAUGUUUCGAAAUUUUGCCUCAACAACAACAACUGCCUCAAACACUGCAACAAUACCAUCCAAUUCAUCAAUGUUUGCAUCACCAUCAACUACACCGACUGCCUCUAGUCCCCAGGAUGAUGUACCCGGUGACGAUGAGUCUUCUACAACUACAUCCUCAAUGCACACACCCGUUAGCUUCUCGAGCGGUGCACCCGAUUCGCCAGUAUUCUAUAGACAAACAACUAUCGAAGUACCUGUCCUCGAUGCCCUAAGCGCCCACAAGAGCAGUCCGACUAAUUCGAAUCUUCUACACCCACCGACAAUUCUAUUGGAAAUCCCUAGCAAUGGAAUCAAUAAGUGCCUAUCGCCAAUUCGUGAGAUGCCAACGCCGAUACCGUCACCAGCAUUGACACCAAUCAUGCCGAGGCCACAACGUUCGAUCAGUCCAAUAUUCCAGGACGAUCAAAUGUCAGAAAGUUGUAGCGAUGAUGACGAUCGAAGCAGUGACAACCAAAUUUCGGCAAGUAUAUUCUUGGACCUUGGCCAGAACGAAAACUUCAUGAGCCAUUUACGUGAAUCAGAGAAUAACACACCAACUGAAAUGUACAACACUACUUUCAAGGCGGACGUGCAUAAUCAAAUGUCAUAUAAAUGUCGAUUGCCACAGUCAUCUAUGCCAACGCUUAAGCAACAAGAGCAACAACAACAACAACAGCAACAAAAAUCAUCAACAUUCCUAAUGCCUAGCAUCACAAUUGAUAUAGAACCACCAACACCCGAAGAGAAACAACCUAGACCAAGAGAUUUAGUUAUACCAACAUUGACAGUGGAACAACCAAGUCCAACGAAAAAUCGUUUUCCAAUGAUAAUCUUUCCAGGGUCACCACCUCCCCAACGAGCAAGCAUCGGCGAGACUAGCUUCAUGUUUCCCAACAAACAGCAACAAAAAAGAUUGUUGAAACAAUUCGAGAAGCCUACAUCUCUUGACCUGCAGUUUGUGCCACCGACAAUUACAAUUACCUCAAAUAUGAGCGAGCUUGAGUCUGAUACGGAACCGCUUUCACCAGCUCCAAAGGCAGGUGGGCCAGGGUCACUACUGGCACCUGGCAACCCUGUCGGUAUGUGCUAUCUAAGCCCGUUUACCAUGUGCAGUCGAGCCGAUCGUACUAUAUCGGAAAGUAAUCUAAGCUCGUCGGGGUAUUCAAGCAUGGCUAGCCCAGGGCCAAGUCGCUGUGGAUCGAGUAAUCCCUUAUGUCCGAACGAAAUGGAUGAACCGGGAAGUGGGCAUUCGGGACCGAGUUUGUCACUUCAUGCCAGUCUUCUGAGUCGAAGAAAAAAUGCAGCUUUAGCAAGCUGUAAAGAGAACAUUACAAAUGGAAAACACUCAGCGGCAAAUGAGGAUCACCAAGAAAGAUUACGAGCUCGAUCUGAUUCCGAAACUAUGUCAGACGAUAUUUUACUCGAAUCGAAUGACGAAGGAAUUGGAACGGAUCAUGUUGAUGAGAAAAUCGAUGAUAACCGAAAUAUUGGCAAUCGUAAUGGCCAACAAUUGGGAGUAUUUGUCGAAGAACAAAUAUUGAUUGAGGUAGAUGAGCCUAGUCCGGCUCCAGUUCCAGCUGUUCAAAUGGCACAACUACAACUUCCAUCGAUUGUCAUUCAGAUAGAUGGUACUGACAAGGGACUGUCACCGGUUUCGUCACGUUCCGAAAGCCCACUGAGUGAACGUGCUGGAAUGGGUCGAUUUUCUCCACAUUUCUAUGGUCGCAAAGACCAACUGCCAUUUACUGAUUCAGAUGGUUUGUAUGACUUUCCAUCGUCUGAUGGAAAAGCUGGUACAUACACACACCAACGUAGAAGUAGUAGUAAAAAGCGGGAACGUAAACUUUCCAAAUCAAGCUGCACUCAGUCACCAACGAAAAAUCAACAAAAUGAUGUGUCGGUGAAAGAUUCUAGUACACCGACUACAAGUAGUCAUGUCUGCUCGAAACACUGUCGUUCUUAUCAUCAUUCAUGUCCCGUUAAUGCAGUGACAGCGAGAAAAAGUCCGAAGAGACGACCGGUGAAUAGGCAUACGGUGGCAAGUAGUAGUAGUUCUUCGGAAAGUUUGACAUCUACCAAGGACUUGACAGUCCGAUCGAUGCCUAGACGACUGAAUUCACCAAACAGGGAGAAAAGACUCAGAAAACACGAUAGCAAUAGUGAGGAUGAUGCCGCUGACGCACUGCUAAGACGAAUAUCACCAAGUAUUGUUGUCGCUGAUAAUAAUCAAUCACAACCACGUUGUAAAAUAAAUCGCCUUCGGGCAAUAGGAAAUCAAAUUAGAUUUUUAAGACGCCUUGAAAAAUCAAUCAAAACACGUGAACGUCUUGUAUCACCAUCGGAUAGUUGUGCGGAGGAAAACACAGACGACUUGGAUUCACCCCAAGCUACGUCACCUCUAUUACAACCAACAUCACCAAAUCGAACUAAAGUGGCAUUAUGUCGUCAAAAUCGAAUUCCUCCCGGAUCGUAUAGUUUAUCAAAUUCGAAUGUUCUCAAUCCAAGUAAUUGGAAAACAAGAGAUCGUGGUAUUAUUACUGCAGAUGAUGUUAAUAGUGAUUAAUAUAUUGUUUUAUAAAACAAAAACAAAAAAAAUAGGUAAUUGUUAUAUGUAUUUUAUUCUAAAUGGCGCCCAAUAGAAAACUAAAACACACACAUUCUCCAAUAUUUUUCAAUCGAUAGUUGAAUUUUUUGAAGCGAAUAUAAACGAUGUAUGUAAUGUAGCAUAGGCAAAUAAAAUAAUAAAACACUCAAACUGAUUUAAUGCUAUAAACAAAAAAAAAAAAACAUAAAUAAACGAAAAAAUAUAACAGUACUGUCAAAAAAAAAAAAGAAGAAUAAAUUAACUACCAGCUAAUUUGUGAGCAUUAAAUUUUGGCAAUAGUUCAAUAGUCAAAAACAAAGAAAACAAAGCUAUUCUAAAAAAAAAAAAAUGGCGCCCAACGCUAAAAUAAAAAAAUAAGUUUACUGCACUAUAUCAGAUGUAUUAAACCAUCUGCGAUAAAACUCUAUACAAGUGCACCUAAAAAAAAACUCAGUGUUAGAUUUUUUUUAUCAGUAUACGUAGGAAUAUUAUAAACUAGAAAAAUCAUUGAGCACUUUUUAAAUCAUCAUAAGUGUAAAUAGACACUUUUUUUUGGAAAAAAAAAAACAUAGACCUUAAAAACUAAUAAAGCACAUCGCACGAAAACUUAAAACAUUAUUUUAUAUAAAUUCUUCGAAACAUACAUUAAAAAUAAACUUGUAAAUAAAAAAGUAUAGAAUAAGCAAUAUAAAAAAAAAACUUAAACGUGAUAUGUGAUAAGAAUCUCUGCGCUUGAAUAGCAUAAAAUUCGUGACACUUUACAAAAAAAAAAAUAUAUUAUAUU